AGCGACACUAGCAGCGCACUGGAUCCCAGCUCAUCAAACAAUUUAAGAAGAAGAAGAAGAAGAAGAAGAAGGAGAAGGGACAAUGUUUGAAAAUGUCCCAACAGUGUCCUCUGCAGAGCGGCAGCAGGUACUGGGAGCUCUGGAGCGUCUUCAGUCCAAACUGGUCCAGAGGGAGGAAUGGACUCACAGCGAUACUCUGGGGAACCUGAGAGAGACGCUGCAGAGUCCUCUGUUCUCCCACAUCCUCACCCUGCAGCACUCCAUCAAACAGCUCCGCCAGCAGCUGAGCACGAUGCCUCCAGACUCCUGCAGUGAGUUCAGUUUCUCUCAGAAGGGUCAGCUGAUCAUGACCUCCGGUAACCCCGCCGACCGCUUGGCUCCGCCCCCUCCGUCCUCCUCCUCCGUCCUGACCAAUGGCUCGGCUCCGUCCGUCCAUCAGACUCCGCCGUCCUCUGACCUCCUGCAGAGAUGGAUCCUAGAGGCCGCCAAGGACCGUCACACAGAGCUGGUCAGUCUCACUCGGCCGGUCUCUGGAGGUUUUGGGUUCAGCGUGGUCGGUUUGAAUCCUGCAGGAAGCAGCAGCCAGGGAGUGUUCAUCAAACACAUCCAACCAGGAGGCCUCGCACACAGGGACGGGCGACUGCAGGAGCGGGAUCAGGUCCUGGUGAUUAACGGCAGUCCUCUGGAGCCGGGGAUCAGCCAGCAGGAGGCGCUCUCUCUGCUGCAGCAGCCUGGAGACACUGUGGAGCUGGUGGUGGCCCGGGACCGGCCCCUGAACGCAUCGUCAUCAUCAUCAACAUCAUCAUCACCACCGCCGCCAACGCUGCCCGCCAUCAGCACGGGUCACUGGGGCCACGUGGAGGAGAUCGAACUCGUCAACGAUGGAUCCGGUUUGGGUUUCGGCAUCGUUGGAGGGAAGACGACGGGCGUUGUUGUUCGAACGCUGCUGCAGAACAGCGUCGCUGAUAAGGACGGGCGUCUGCGGACAGGUGACCACAUCCUGCGCAUCGGGGCGACGCCCACCAGCGGCCUGACCAGCGACCAGGUGGUCAAGGUGCUGCAGGGUUGCGGGAGUCACGUGACCAUGCUGAUUGCCAGGGAUCCUCGGGGUCAGAGGUCAAUGCCCCCACCUCCCCCGCCACCUCCAAACUCCGCCCCCGUCUCCCACUUGCCCCCCCGACCUCCGGAUGUGACUCCCCAACGGCGGCCGAGCAGGACGCCCAAUCUGGAGGGUUUUGAGAUCCACGAGGUUCCUCUCAUAAAGAACGAGGGUCAGAGUCUCGGCAUCUCCAUCAUCGGCUACAACGCUCUGACCAGCGAAGAUGCAGUCGGUGUGUUUGUCAAACACGUGGUUCCCGGCAGCGCAGCGGACCACAGCGGAAACAUCCGAGUCCACGACCGACUGAUUGGUCUGGACGCAGUCAGUCUGCACGGUCUGACCAAUAAGGAGGUUCUGGAGGUGAUGAAGCAGACGGGUCAGACUGUGGUUCUCACUGUGGUCAGGAAGAAAACCAAAACCCUGGAGAGAUCCCUGGAUAAAGUGGAGAGGGAGUCGUUUCGUGUGUCGUUGCGUAGAUCGCUGGACGUCAAGAAUCGCUCGUCUACGCUCGGCUCCUCGACGAAGCUCGAUCAGGCGUAUCUGAACUCAGCACAGCUAAACAGAGCUACAGAUGCAGAACUGAGAGCCAAAUGGGAGCAGGCUCUGGGUCCAAACUACCAAGUCCUGGUGGUGAUGUUGGAUCCUGUUAUUGAAGACGAUGCAGAGCUGCAGAAAUCCUCCAAGCUGCUGCCCAUCCACACUGUGCGUCUCGGUGUCGAGUUGGACUCCUUCGACGGUCAUCACUACAUCUCCUCUGUGGUUCCUGGAGGCCCGGUGGACAAACACGGAGCCUUGAGACCAGAGGACGAGCUGCUGGAGGUGAACGAUGUUCAGCUGUAUGGAAAGUCUCGGAGGGAGGUUGUUUCCUUCCUGAAGGAAGUUCCUCCUCCCUUCACUCUGGUCUGCUGCCGACUCCCGACCUCUGACCUGGAACCAGAACUGGAGUCUGAACCUGAGUCUGAGCGCGAGUUAGGACCGGGACCAGUACCAGGACCAGUAACAGGACCAGGACCGGGACCAGUACCAGGGCCAGGACCAAUACCAGGGCCAGGACCAGUAACAGGACCAGUAACAGGACCAGGACCAGUAACAGGACCAGGACCGGGACCAGUACCAGGACCAGCAAGACAAGCAGAAACCAGCACAGAAGAGAUUGAGCUGAAACUUUCUUCUCUGCUCUGCGGUUCGUCCAGCCUGAGAGACGACAGCAGUGAGCAGCAGCCGGUCAGACAGGAGGAGGUGUUUCCAAUAGAGGAGGUGUUUCCUGUAGAGGAGGUGCUGAAGGAGGAGCAGAUUCAACUUAACCUCGAGGAGGAAGAAGAUGAAGAAGAAGAAGAAGAUGAGGGGGAGCUGGCGUUGUGGUCUCCGGAUGUUCAGGUGUUGGAGCUGCAGAAGGAGAGAGACAAAGGCCUGGGCUUCAGCAUCCUGGACUAUCAGGUAACAGAGCUCCUCACACUCACACUGAGUUAAUUAUCUCCCCGCGGUUGGUUGGUGGAGGA
Molecule: messenger RNA, 2598 nt
Organism: Scomber scombrus (Atlantic mackerel)
Lineage: Eukaryota; Metazoa; Chordata; Actinopteri; Scombriformes; Scombridae
Product: inaD-like protein
Exons: 18
Coding region: 83-2569 (828 amino acids)
Molecular function (GO): protein binding
Source: RefSeq, a predicted model, not a curated record